Messenger RNA from Penicillium subrubescens, 1494 nucleotides. RefSeq lists its product as uncharacterized. The record is from RefSeq and is a predicted model, not a curated record. Gene Ontology annotation, biological process: transmembrane transport. Gene Ontology annotation, cellular component: membrane. Lineage: Eukaryota; Fungi; Ascomycota; Eurotiomycetes; Eurotiales; Aspergillaceae. Gene Ontology annotation, molecular function: transmembrane transporter activity. The transcript has 12 exons. The coding region runs from base 1 to 1494 and encodes 497 amino acids.
AUGACUGCCGAAUCUCAUGCAGACGAAGCGACAGAGCCUCGCUCAGUACUGAAGGUUCAAAAAAUUCCAAAGCGCAAAUGGACAAGCUAUAUUUGGGACACUUUCGAUAAAUCGCCGGAGGAACGCCGAUUGCUUUUUAAGCUAGACACUGCCAUUUUGACAUUUGCGUCAUUGGGUUAUUUUAUCAAAUAUCUCGAUCAAAUCAAUAUUAACAAUGCUUUCGUAUCUGGGAUGAAGGAGGAUCUGGGCCUGUAUGGCAAUGAGCUAAACUACAUGCAAGCAUGUUGGACCGUUGGAUAUGUAAUUGGAGAGAUUCCAAGCAACAUCUUGUUGACAAAGGUCAGGCCGCGAUACUGGAUACCAGCCGCAGAGUUACUAUGGACAGUUCUUACCUUUUCGCUGUCCAGAUGUAAUACCGCCACUCAGUUUUAUGUCUUAAGGUUCUUCAUUGGUCUUGCGGAAAGUACAUUCUACCCAGGAAUGCAAUACAUCAUCGGCUCAUGGUAUCGACGGGAUGAACUGGCCAAGCGAUCAUGCAUCUUUCAUACCAGCAGCGGUAUUGCCAGUAUGUUCUCCGGCUAUCUCAUGGAAGGUGUGUAUCAUCUCGGAGGCAGAGGGGGCUUUAAAGGCUGGCAAUGGCUUUUCGUGAUCGACGGCGUCAUCUCUCUUCCAGUCGCAAUCAGCGGGUUCUUUGUGCUGCCUGAUGUGCCGGAGAUUUCCAACCCAUGGUACCUUAGCAAGGAGGAAGUUGCAUUGUCUCAAAAACGAAUGAAGCUCGAGGGUAGGCGGGAAAGAGGCCCUUUCACAAGAGAGAAAUUGAAGAAGAUAUUUUCUUCCUGGCACAUAUAUCUUUUGACAUUAUUAUAUGUACUUUUCAACAAUGGCGCUGCCGGUGGUCAGCCUAUCUUCCAACAAUUUCUCAAACACUCGACAAAUCCGAAAUAUUCUGUGGGCCAGAUCAACGCAUAUCCGACAACGACCAGUGCGGUACAGGUGGUAACAACACUCGCUUAUGCUUGGUCUUCAGACACGUUUUUAAAUGGCCGUCGCUGGCCCCCGAUUAUAUUUGGCGCCGUGGUCAACAUUAUAAGCUAUGUUUCACUGGCUAUCUGGAACAUUCCAAUUGGAUGGAAGUGGACCUGCUAUAUCAUUUCUGGCGCAGGGUUUGGUCUUAGCGGACUAUGCAUGGCCUGGGCUCACGAGAUUUGCUCCGGAGAUAACGAGGAGCGAGCGCUUGUCAUAGCCAGUAUGAACGAAAUGGCGUAUGUUUUCCAAGCAUGGCUUCCACUCAUCGUGUGGCAACAAGUCGACGCACCGGAAUAUCGAAAGGGCUUUAUCACAGUGUCUUGUAUAUCACUCGUUUUGAUAAUCACAACCUUUGUCAUUCGAAGUCUUGAUCAUAAGGAGAGCAUACUACGACGGUAUGUGACUGCCAUUGAUCAGAGAGUUUUUGACACUCUUUGGAGACCUUCCUUUUCUAAUAUCUUUUGUUAG